Thamnophis sirtalis is the source of this 488-nucleotide messenger RNA. The record is from RefSeq and is a predicted model, not a curated record. NCBI's taxonomy places the organism in Eukaryota, Metazoa, Chordata, Lepidosauria, Squamata, Natricidae.
CGCCUCCGCCAUUUAGUCCUCCCGGCGGCGCGCCGGAGCGCCCGGGAGAAGCGGUGGGAGGGUCCGGGCCAGUCCCCGCAUCAUGUCGCGCCUGCACCGGAGCAGAAUCGCAGAGUUUGAAGAGAUCCUGAAUGAGCCCAACGUUGUGUUGCAAAAGCUGCGGGAUUUUUGUUUCAACGCCACUGAACCCCAACCCCAACAGCCAGUGGAACACUUACUUCAAGGACAACGAAGUCCUCUUGCAGAUCGACAAGGAUGUCCGGCGACUGUAUCCCGAUAUGGCAUUCUUCCAGCGCCCGACGGAGUAUCCUUGUCUGUUGAUUCUCGACCCCCAGAACGAAUUUGAGACCCUUCGCAAGCGGGUGGAGCAGACCACCCUCAAAUCGCAGACAGUGGCACGGAACCGGAGUGGAGUAACUAAUGAUUACCCCAUCUCGGAUGUCCACCUGAUUCUGAAGACGGCAAAGGACCUUCAGGAGUCCAAGUAG